Messenger RNA from Sycon ciliatum, 1398 nucleotides. RefSeq names its product soma ferritin-like. The record is from RefSeq and is a predicted model, not a curated record. Lineage: Eukaryota; Metazoa; Porifera; Calcarea; Leucosolenida; Sycettidae. Gene Ontology annotation, biological process: intracellular iron ion homeostasis; iron ion transport. Gene Ontology annotation, cellular component: cytoplasm. Bases 113 to 622 code for a protein of 169 amino acids. The transcript is spliced from 2 exons. Gene Ontology annotation, molecular function: ferrous iron binding; ferric iron binding.
AACCUGGACAUAAUUCUCGUUCGCAUCGUAGCGAUAGUUCUGUCUUCGUUCUCUAGUUUCUAGUCUGCCUCUAGCUCUUCUACUUGUAAGGAUCUUCUCCAGUUUCCUCGCCAUGUCACUUUGCCGUCAGAACUACCAUGUCGACUGUGAGGCGGGUGUCAACAAACAAAUUAACUUGGAACUGCAAGCAAUGUAUGCGUACAUGGCGAUGACAGCCUACUACGACCGAGACGACGUUGCGCUCGGUAAGGUCGCCUCGUUCUUCCGCAAGAGCGCAGCAGAAGAGAAGUGCCACGCGGAUCUGCUCAUCGAGUACCAGAACAAGCGGGGUGGUUGCGUCACCUUGGAGCCAAUCCCAACGCCAAGCCAAGAUACAUUCGAGAACCUUGAGCAGGCCUUCCAAGCGGCGCUGGACUUGGAGAAAAAGGUGAACCAAGCUCUGUUGGGCCUGCAUGAAGUAGCUGCCAAACACGACGAUGCUCAGAUGACCGACUUCCUCGAAGGAAGCUUCCUCGGGGAGCAGGCAGAUGCAAUCAAGGAGCUUGCUUCGCAUGUGACCAAUCUGAAGCGACUUGGCGCAGGCCAAGGUGAGUGGCAUUUCAACAAUACACUGGAAAUAUAACAAUACGGAGGUGGGCAAGUCUUACGUAGCUACCGGUACAUAUUAUUGUACUACAUGUACAUCGAAGUAGCUGUCUAUCUGCCUGUGUGCUCACAGAUUUGUUAUCUUUCUGCGUGUGAAUAGUCGUGUGGUGUUUUUUAAAUCUUUUUUUUCAGUUGAGCACUAGUGAUUUUGUACCUGAACGCGUUUACAAAAUUAAUCACGCUUUAUUUUUUUUACAAAAUUUGAAUUUGUGGUACCGAUCUAUAUUUAAAAUAAUUAUUUCGUAUCACAACUGCCUAUUUCCGGUCUUUACUCUUCCCACUGGCCUGCUGCGCGCGCGUGUGCGACUUUCUAUGGAUAUUAAUCUCUAAAAGCCUACGGGUGCGAUCAAGCAAAUGCUGAGAAACUCCCAACUGUCAUUGUCCCUGUCUGACUGUAUUCGUGUUAGUCCAGGUUUUUAGUUGUGCGCCUAUUUCACAAUAUUUUACAAUUCUAGCCUUUUAAAAACUCUUCGAGGAGCUCCCUCUUAUGCAACUUGCGUGCGUGCGCGCGUAUUUCUGUGUGUGUGUGUGUGUAUGCAUGUGUGUGUGUCUGUGCGCGUGCGCUCGCUUGUGUGUGUGCGUGUGUUUAAUGGGUCGCCGCCAUAGUAUUCUUGCCAUCCCUGAAACGAACAUUGUUCAUUUCCGGGGAGGGGAGUAACGAAAUUGCAAGUCCACCCACACUCUACUAAGUGGACGUGCAUACGAUUUGGGUCGUCCAGCGUAGCAAACUGCAUUCAUUUGGUCAGAGUACGA